AUGGGCGAGCAUGAGUUCGAGGUGGAAGGCCUCUAUUUCCACCAUGAAUGGGGCGGCCACGAUAAGUAUCUCGCGCUCAAGCGCACCCAGGCGGCGGGCCAGCCAGUCGAGUUGCUCGGGCGCGCCGCUGGCGAUUUCGUCGCCAGUGUCUUCGGGACAGUGGUCAUUCUGGAAGUUGGCGCUGAGCAUGAGUUCAUCGACGUGACCGGCGUCGGCCGCCGUGUCGGGUUUUCGGUGAAACUCGGAGCGUUCGGCGAGGAUAUGCCCGGAGGUCUGUUCUGA
Ostertagia ostertagi is the source of this 282-nucleotide messenger RNA. The record is from the annotation of a GenBank genome assembly. NCBI's taxonomy places the organism in Eukaryota, Metazoa, Nematoda, Chromadorea, Rhabditida, Trichostrongylidae.